CUCCGGCGCCUCCCAAGCGCCGCUCUCCGGCACAAAGCCCGCCCACUGCAUGCGCUGAGCCACCACUUCCGCCCUCACCUCCCUCCAAGCAAGAUGGCUGAGGAGCCGGAGUCUGCGCUGCAGCUCCCUCCCUCAGUUGCUGCUGAAGGUGAAGGACCCACGGAGGUCUCCCCAGAAACAGCCACUCCGGAGCCCCCAUCUUCCGCUGCAGUCUCUCCGGGAACAGAGGAACCUGCCGGUGACACCAAGAAGAAAAUUGACAUCCUGCUAAAGGCUGUGGGAGACACUCCUAUAAUGAAAACAAAGAAAUGGGCUGUAGAGCGAACCCGAACCAUCCAAGGACUCAUUGACUUCAUCAAAAAGUUCCUUAAACUGGUGGCUUCAGAACAGUUGGUAAUCAAUAUACCUUUGCCAUGUGCUGUGGAAGAACUAAGAGGUGAUUACAAUAUAUCUGCACUAAGGAGGACUUAAGGAACUGGAGCAGUCUAUCCCCUGAGAACUCUCAAAACAGACUCCGGCUCCCUUCCAAGACAAGAUACCACACUGAAGAGGAACUUCUGGAAGUGAAACACAUUUAAGCAGGGAAAGGAAGGAAAAAGAAGGACCUGGUCAAAAUGGAGAGGAACAACCUGGAAAGCUCAGAAAGCAGAGCUGCGGGACUUCCCUUAACUGGUGCAGUGGUUAAGAAUCCGCCUGCCAAUGCAGGGGACAUGGGUUUGAUCCCUGGUCUGGGAAGAUCCCACAUGCCGUGGAGAACUAAGCCCAUGCGCCACAACUGCUGAGCCUGCGCUCUAGAGCCCGUGAGCCACAACUACUGAAGCCCGCACGCCUAGAGCCUGUACCCCACAACUAGAGAAAGCCCAUGUGCAGCAACGAAGACCCAGUGCAGCCAUAAAUAAAUAAAAUGUUAAUUGUUAAAAAAAAGAAAGAAAGAAAGCACACCUCCAUAUUGUUCAGCACUAUACAAAAAACAACAGUAGAGGGAGCUCUGUGGAGUUAGAAAAACUACACUAACCCAUUUCAUUCUAAAAGUUGAAGAAAACUGAUUUCAUAUACAAGUAAGCAACAGAGGAGUAUCAAGGUCAAAUCCUGCACAAUGUUAUAAGGAAGCAAAAUAAAGAACAGAGUAACAUCCCUAAAGACAAUGAAAGCAUGCCAGAGAAAAAUGUGCCUACAAGCAAGUCAGUAACUGAUUUAUUAUGUCAAAACAAGUGUCAAAAGGAAGGUGAUAGAAGACGCGAAAUAACAACAUAAAUCAGCAGUAGGAAAACUUGAAGUGACAGAGCUCAGGAAAAGAAUUAUAGGUUAAAAGUUAUUUCAGAAAUGAGACUAAACUAGAUGGAAUAUAAGAGCAAAUAAACAACAGGUAAUGGCUGAAGAAAAAUAGAAGAAAAAAAAAGAAUUUUCAAAGUCAAAAAGAUAUACCUAGGAAUAAACAUACCUAAGGAGGUAAAAGACCUAUACUCUGAAAACUAUAAGAAACUGAUGAAAGAAAUAGAAGAUGGGCGGGUCUGGGCAAGAUGGCGGAAGAGUAAGACGUGGUGAUCACUUUCCUUCCCACAGAUACAUUAGAAAUACAUCUACACGUGGAACUGCUCCUACAGAACACCCACUGAACGCUGGCAGAAAAUGUCAGACCUCCCAAAAGGCAAGAAACUCCCUAAGUACUUGGGUAGGGCAAAAGAAAAAAGAAAUAACAGAGACAAAAGAAUAGGGACGGGACCUGCACCAGUGGGAGGGAGCUGUGAAGGAGGAAAGGUUUCCACACACUAGGAAGCCCCUUCGUGGGCGGAGACUGCGGGUGGCAGAGGGGGGAAGCUUCAGAGCCAUGGAGAAGAGCGCAGCCACAGGGGUGCGGAGGGCAAAGCGGAGAGAUUCCCGCACGGAGGAUAGGUGCCGAGCAGCACUCACCAGCCCGAGAGGCUUCUCUGCUCACCCGCCGGGGCGGGCGGGGGCUGGGAGCUGAGGCUCGGGCUUCGGUCGGAUCCCAGGGAGAGGACUGGGGUUGGCGGCGUGAACACAGCCUGAAGGGGUUAGCGCACCACAGCUAGCCAGGAGGGAGUCCGGGAAAAAGUCUGCAGCUGCUGAAGAGGCAAGAGACUUUUUCUUGCCUCUUUGUUUCGUGGCGCUCAAGGAGAAGGGGAUUCAGAGCGCUGCCUAAACGAACUCCAGAGGCAGGCGCGAGCCGUGGCUAUCAGCGCGGACCCCAGAGACGGGCAUGAGACGCUAAGGCUGCUGCUGCUGCCACCAAGAAGCCUGUGUGCGAGCACAGGUCACUCUGCACACCGCCCCUCCUGGGAGCCGGUGCAGCCCGCCACGGCCAGGCUCCCGUGAUCCGGGGACAACUUCACCGGGAGAACGCAUGGUGUGCCUCGGGCUGGUGCAAUGUCACGCCGGCCUCUGCUGCCGCAGGCUCGCCCCGCAUCCGUACCCUUCCCUCUGCCCCGCCUGACUGAGCCAGAGACCCUGAAGCAGCUGCUCCUUUAACCCCGUUCUGUCUGGGCAGGGAACAGACGCCCUCAGGUGACCUACACGCAGAGGCGGGUCCAAAUCCAAAGCUGAACCCCGGGAGCUGUACGAACAAAGAAGAGAAAGGGAAAUCUCUCCCAGCAGCCUCAGAAGCAGUGGAUUAAAGCUCCACAAACAACUUGAUGUACCUGCAUCUGUUGAAUACCUGAAUAGACAACGAAUCAUCCCAAAUUCAGGAGGUGGACUUUGGGAGCAGGAUAUAUUAAUUUUUCCCCUUUUCCUUUUUUUGUGGGUGUAUAUGUGUAUGCUUCUGGGUGAGAUUUUGACUGUAUAGCUUUGCUUUCAUCAUUUGUCCUAGGGUUCGGUCCGUCCUUUUUUUUUUUUUUUUUUACUUAAAAAUUUUUUUUUU
Messenger RNA from Balaenoptera ricei (Rice's whale), 2878 nucleotides. RefSeq names its product autophagy related 12 (gene ATG12). Lineage: Eukaryota; Metazoa; Chordata; Mammalia; Artiodactyla; Balaenopteridae. The transcript has 4 exons. Gene Ontology annotation, cellular component: cytoplasm; Atg12-Atg5-Atg16 complex; phagophore assembly site membrane. Bases 94 to 471 code for a protein of 125 amino acids. Gene Ontology annotation, biological process: autophagy of mitochondrion; C-terminal protein lipidation; autophagosome assembly. The record is from RefSeq and is a predicted model, not a curated record.